AUUGCAUUUUCGCAGAGAAUGAGUUUGAGGGCCUUUUACUUUUUACGCUGUCUGGUUUUGGUGUGUCAGAAACCGUUGAAAAGUAAAAAAAGAGACAGUUUUUAUAAAUUAUCUAUCUGGAAUCAUAGUGCCAGACAGAGAGAUUCGAGUGUGUCACGGUGUCAGAACGGCUCUACUCACUGUAUUGCGUUGUUACCUUCUUCAUUCUCUUUUUACCUAACACAGCAGAGAUUACUUUGUAGUUUGGUUUCACAAGAAAAGCACUAUAGUAAUACCGUCGAAGGAAAUAGCCAAACAAGAAAAAUUGAAACAUCUGAGUGGGAGUCUGUAAGAAGCGAGCUUCGUCGCACUCGUAUUGACUUGUGCUCUGAAAGCGGGUCGUACAUUGAACUCAACACUUGUCCUUUAUGUGCAACAAACGCAAAAAGGAGAUUGCUGCCCCGCAUCCAUAAGAUAGAUGGCAGCUUUCAUUGUUCGACUUGUGACGAGACUUACUCGAAUUCACAGCUUUUAGAAAGAUUGAAACUUUUGAAUGGGACGUUCUCUCCUGCUCAAGAGAACAUUUUGUUUGACAGGACUGUAAUUGACUCCAACUGGUUGAUUGAGUUCGCGAAAGAUUCAAUCAAGAAUUUGGAAGAAAACAAGGAAAUGAUUGCCUCUCUUGAAAAAUCUGGAUUAUCAUUCCGGAUAUUAAGAGAUUUUGAGGCUGGCUUGGCUCGCUUUCGCAGAAACUCUGAUAAAAGAUACGACGAUUUCCUAGUCUUCCCAUUAAGAAAUGAACGACUUGAACUUGUUGGAGUGAAAUGUAGACGAAUUGAACGAUAUGAAGACGUUGGUUACUAUAGAUUGAACUCUUCGUUUGGUUUGUUUGGUUUGCAUUUAGGAAAUGAGCACCAGGAUUCCGUGAUAGUAUCGGAAGAUGAAAUAGAAGCCAUGAAGAUUACUGAAUCUUGUGGUAUGGUUGCAGUGUCAUUACCUUGUGGCAUUGACUACUUUGGCGAAGAUGUUAUUCGAUGUCUUUCUAUAUAUUCAAAAGUUUAUAUUUGGUUUGGAAAUGAACCUUUGUACAAGGAGCGUGCUUGUGUAUUGGCUAAGAAACUUGGUUUGAUGCGUUGUUAUGUCAUAUCACCUCCGGAGAAGCUUUCCGCAGGAGCAGAACGUCCUAGUGACUUGAUUCGAAUGCAAGUACCUUUGACUCCAUUUAUAUCGAUGGCUGAGCCUGCUGUUCAACCAAAAUAUAUUUCGGACUUUUCCGAUUGUCGCAAUGAUAUUUAUAAGACCUUAGCGCAUCCAAAGGAAAACUUGUUUCUGGCAACAGACUGUUAUUCCCUGACAAACUUUUCGCGAUUUACAAAGGGAUUGCGAAGAAAUGAAGUUUCUUUGUACGUCGGAGAAAGCGGUGUGGGAAAAUCCACGUUUCUGUCUCAGUUAGUUCUCGACUAUUGUCGGCAGGGUAUCCCAACAUUAUGGUGUUCGUUUGCGUCUGAUCAAUCAUUUAUUAUGAAAACGAUGUUAGAGCAAUUAGCAGCAGUUGACAGCAAAACGCUUGUUUCGCAUUUUUCACGUUUUUCUUCGAUAUUCGAAAGCCUUCCACUUCAUUUUGUUAAUUUGAGUAAUCGGGAGGAUAUUGAAUUUUUAGAAGAAGCUAUUGCGUAUGCUCAGCAAAUGUGGAAGGUGACCCAUGUGGUAGUUGAUAAUAUCAAUAUACCCAGAUAUUUUAGAGGUGACAAGUUAAACUGCCCGAAGGAAAUGCUGGAGAAGACUCUACAUUUAUUAAAACAUGUGACUGUAACCAACAACAUUCAUAUAUCGGCAGUCACUUUACCUUGGAUAGAAUCGUAUUGCCAUCGUGGAAUGGACGUUCAAGUGACUGAGCUUUUUGGCUCUUCGUCAGUCGCUUUAGAAGCAGACAACGUAUUCUUUAUCAAGCGUACAUAUCCAGCGGAAAACUUGGAUACUUGUAGAACGAUAUGCAUUUUAAAGCAUCGUUGGGAUGGAAACACAGGUACCAUCAACUUGAAACAAAAUGUAGAAACGAAACUAUUACAAGAUGUGAAGCUUGAAUACUCCAACGUUCAGAUCAACUCUCCAAGCGAACAAAAUUCUUCGAGUGUACUUCUAACUGACCAUUAUUCAUUACAUUCUCAGGAUAGUUUGGCUGAGCCAUGUGUGGAUGAUUUUGAUAAGGAACUGAUUGAGGUGAAUAUGACUGCCGGAGAUUUGGCAGAAUGGGAGAGACUGUUGGAUGUUCGAGACUAAUGCUUUUGUCAGUUGUUUAAGGACAGCUAACCUGUGAGUAUUGUGGAAACUAACAGUGCUACCUACAACGUGCUUGUAUCUGGAGUUAAUACAGACAGAGCCGUUGAAUAGUUAUGAAGAGGGGAAUAUGUCAUUCUUGCAGUCGUGUACAAAAAAUGAAUAAAGUAGCCCUUCCUUGUUGAUUUCAAAGUUUGCUAAGAA
Molecule: messenger RNA, 2460 nt
Organism: Galdieria sulphuraria
Lineage: Eukaryota; Rhodophyta; Bangiophyceae; Galdieriales; Galdieriaceae
Product: mitochondrial helicase twinkle
Exons: 3
Coding region: 19-2259 (746 amino acids)
Biological process (GO): DNA replication
Molecular function (GO): single-stranded DNA binding; ATP binding; 5'-3' DNA helicase activity
Source: RefSeq, a predicted model, not a curated record